Paramecium tetraurelia is the source of this 939-nucleotide messenger RNA. RefSeq lists its product as uncharacterized. Gene Ontology annotation, biological process: peptidyl-serine dephosphorylation; double-strand break repair via homologous recombination. The record is from RefSeq and is a predicted model, not a curated record. Gene Ontology annotation, molecular function: protein serine/threonine phosphatase activity. The transcript is spliced from 3 exons. NCBI's taxonomy places the organism in Eukaryota, Ciliophora, Oligohymenophorea, Peniculida, Parameciidae. Gene Ontology annotation, cellular component: nucleus; cytoplasm.
AUGCAAACCGAUUUGGACAAGUCGAUUGAGAAAUUAAAGAACGGAGAGCUGUUGAAGGAGAAGGACGUUAAGCAAUUGUGUGCCAAAAUAAGGGAAAUCUUCAUCGAGGAAGGAAAUGUCCAAAGAAUUGAUCCUCCAGUUAUUGUGGUAGGAGAUAUUCACGGAUAAUUAUAUGAUCUCUUUGAGAUUUUCAAACAAUCAGGAGAAGUCGGAGACCAAAAUUACCUGUUCUUGGGGGAUUACGUUAACAGAGGAUUCCACAGUAUAGAAUCGAUUUGUCUGCUGUAUGCAUUGAAAAUCAAGAAUCCAGACAAAAUUACACUACUCAGAGGUAAUCACGAAUCUCGAAUUCUUACUCAAACAUUUGGAUUGUACGAUGAAGCCAUGAGGAAAUAUGGUUCCUUAAACAUUUGGCGAUAUUUAACUGAAUCAUUUGAUUACAUGCCAUUAUCAGCAUUGAUUGAUGAGAAAGUGUGGUGUGUACAUGGUGGAAUAGCCUAAGAUGCUAAGUUAUUAGAUGAUGUAAGAGCACUAAACAGAUUGUCAGAGAUCCCUGAUAAUGGAGAGAUGUGUGAAUUACUUUGGAAUGACCCAAAUGAAUAGGAGUUAAAAGGGUUUGGUGAAAGCAAACGAGGAGUGGGUAAGGAAUUCGGUUAGGAUGUCUUUGCUUAAUUCUUGUAAACCAACAAUUUGAGUUGUGUUCUUAGAGCACAUCAAGUGAUCAUGGAAGGACAAUCUUCUCUGCUCCUAAUUAUUGUUAUAGGUGUGGUAAUUCAGGGUGCUGUAUGUGAAGUCAGUGAUAAAUUGGAGAUGAGAGCUAAAAUAUUUUAAGCAAGUGAAAAUCAGAUGAAAAAUGCUUAAACCAAGAUUUGGAAUCAGAAUCCAGAUUAUUUUUUAUGAAUUCUGAAUUCUAUCAAUUAAUAUACAAUAAUCAUUAUG